This is a messenger RNA of Drosophila busckii, 1913 nucleotides long. RefSeq names its product pickpocket protein 28 (gene ppk26). The record is from RefSeq and is a predicted model, not a curated record. Gene Ontology annotation, cellular component: membrane. NCBI's taxonomy places the organism in Eukaryota, Metazoa, Arthropoda, Insecta, Diptera, Drosophilidae. Gene Ontology annotation, biological process: sodium ion transmembrane transport. Gene Ontology annotation, molecular function: ligand-gated sodium channel activity. The coding region runs from base 10 to 1800 and encodes 596 amino acids. The transcript has 4 exons.
GCCGUCGUCAUGAGUGGCCAAAGCACACAGCCGGCUACGCCUAUAACUGGGCUCGAGGUGCCCAAGCAAGCGCAGCUCAACUUGGCUACAUCGCAUCAAUGGAAACGCGCUGCGCUGAUGGCCAAAACGGCUUCGGCCUGUCGCGAUACCAACUCGGAUGACAGCGAGGAGGAAGUGGACACCAAGCAGCAGAUUAAAUAUGGCAGCGGCUUCCAAGCAGCCAUGGCCAUUAUACACGAAUACUGCGACUACAGCACUAUACAUGGCAUUCGCUAUUUGGGUGAGAAGAAGCGUCCGUGGCUGGAGCGUCUGUUCUGGGUGAGCGUGUUCUUGUUGUCGAUCUGCACCUGCUUCAAGCUGACAAUGAACAUUUGGGACAAAUGGAAUAACAAUCCGGUGAUUGUAAGUUUUGCGGAGAAAUCAACGCCCGUUUGGCAGAUACCCUUUCCUUCGGUUACGGUUUGUCCCGAGACCAAAUCCAGACAGCGCGCCUUCAACUUUACGGACAUCUAUUGGCAAUUUCGCGACUUUCAGAAUAAUGUAAGCGGCAUAUCUGAGCUGACGGAUAAACAAAAGUCCAUCUAUGGCACUGUCAGUCAAGUGUGCGAUGCUCAUUUGUAUGACAUUCCGGUUGGCAAUAAAGUGCGCAAGGGCAUUGAAAUUAUCGAUGAGCUGAGCGAUGUUUCUCCCAUGUUCGAUGAAACGUAUUUGGACUGCAAGUGGCGCAAUGCGCCUAUAAACUGCAAGGAAAUCUUUCACAAGUUUGUUACAGAGGAUGGCGUUUGCUAUAGCUUCAAUUCGUUGAGUCCAGCGGAGAUCUUUCGUGCGGAAGGCAUUAUACCCGACUUUAUAUUUCGCGAGGAGAAUCGCUUGGCUACCGAAUGGAAUGUGGAAGAUGGUUAUAGCAUUAGCGCUAAUACUGAAACCUAUCCGAAUCGCGUGUUAGGUCCGGGUGCUAAGGCGGGUUUGUACUUGUUCUUAGGCGGUUUGGAAGUGGAUUUCGAUGAUAUGUGUCGCGGUCCUGUGCAGGGUUUUAAGAUACUGCUGCAUACGCCAGGUGAAGUAGCUCAGGUCACGCGUCAAUAUUUCCGCAUACCUUUCGAUCAGGAGGUGCUCAUCUCCAUACGUCCUAAGAUAAUCACCACUUCGGAUGGUUUGAAGUACUACGAACCACAGCGUCGUCAAUGCUUCUUCCAAAAGGAGCGUAAUCUACGCUACUUCAACAUUUACUCGCAGUCCAAUUGUGAGCUCGAGUGCUUGGCUAAUUAUACGCUGACUAAAUGUGGCUGCGUCAAGUUCUCCAUGCCACGUAAUGUGAAUAUGCCCGUCUGUGGUGCAGACUCGCUCAAGUGCUACAACGAAGCGGAGGAUAAGCUGCUGUUGCAAGAGUUUCAGCAGGGCCAGUCUACAGAGAAGAUAAACGCGCGUGGCAAAACCGAUUGCAACUGCCUGCCCAGCUGCACAUCCAUUGCCUAUGAAGCGGAGAUCUCCCAGGCGGACUUUGACUACAAGACAGUUGCGAGCAAGGACAGCGUUGAAGCCAAACGCGAGGGCAUGAAAAUGUCGCGUGUGUCCAUUUUCUUUAAAGAGGCGCAAUUUCUAACUUCACGCCGCUCGGAGCUGUACGGCACCACCGACUUUCUGGCCAACUGUGGUGGUUUGCUGGGUCUCUUUAUGGGCGUCUCCACGCUCAGCAUAGUGGAGCUCGUUUAUUUCUGCACAGUGCGUUUAAUUUCGAAUUUGCGUAUGCGUCGCAAGACACGCAAGGAGCUGCACUUGGCUGCCAGCAAGGAGGCUUAAAGACAAUUAAGCAGUGCCACUCUCUCACUCUCUCUCUUAGUUGCUCUCGCUCUACUUAACUCUGUUAAAACAGCAAACAAAAGGCAAAUAAAUUUAUACGCUACGCACAGUCA